Molecule: messenger RNA, 1339 nt
Organism: Cyprinodon variegatus (sheepshead minnow)
Lineage: Eukaryota; Metazoa; Chordata; Actinopteri; Cyprinodontiformes; Cyprinodontidae
Gene: ilkap
Product: ILK associated serine/threonine phosphatase
Exons: 10
Coding region: 210-1265 (351 amino acids)
Biological process (GO): protein dephosphorylation
Molecular function (GO): cation binding; protein serine/threonine phosphatase activity
Source: RefSeq, a predicted model, not a curated record
CCGUUAGAACAUCACGAAGAAGAAGAAGAAAUCCGCGUUUUUAUACGAACCGGUCCAUUUGCGCACAUAUUUUCCGUCGGAACCGGUUUAAUGCAGGUUUAAGGCCGAACCUCUAGUGGUUCGAGUGAGAACUGUUAACCAUAGAGACAUAGUGGAACCGAACUGGAGGUUAGUUAGCCUGUUAGCUGCUAGGCUAAUCCAGGACAACAAUGGACCUGUUCGACGACCUGCCAGAACCGACUCAGACCUCCGCUCCAUCCGCCGUCGCUUCUCAGCCGCAGGUCGCCAAGGAUGAAGAGGAGGACAGAAAGUUCAAGCGGAGGCGAGAGGAUGCCGAGGAGGAAGAGGAGAAGGAUGAGAUCAAGAAAGUUUGUAGAGAAGAUCUUCCCCGGCUCAAAGGCUACGUGGCGGCGAGGCGCGGGGAACGUGAGGAGAUGCAGGACGCUCAUGUGCUGCUACCCGACAUGAGCAGCUGUCUGUCCUCGCUGCCAGGACACGUGUCUCGGGUCUCCUACUUUGCCGUGUUUGAUGGUCACGGCGGAGCUCGAGCGUCUCGAUACGCUGCAGAAAACCUUCACCUGAAUCUGGCCAAGAAGUUCCCCACUGGAGACAAUGAGAAUCUGGACAAGCUACUGAAGAAAUGUCUCCUGGACACUUUCCGGCAGACAGAUGAAGACUUCCUGAAAAAAGCAUCCAGCCAGAAGCCGGCCUGGAAGGACGGAUCUACGGCUACAUGUGUCCUGGUGGUGGACGACAUGGUGUAUGCAGCCAACCUGGGAGACAGCAGGGCGGUGCUGUGUCGGAUGGAGGCGGCGGCUGCAGACGAUCAGAAGAAGCCAGUGACUCUGGCUCUCAGCAAGGAACACAACCCGACCAUCUACGAGGAGCGAAUGCGGAUCCAGAGAGCCGGCGGCACCGUCAGAGACGGCCGGGUGCUCGGCGUCCUGGAGGUGUCCCGCUCCAUCGGUGACGGGCAGUACAAACGCUGCGGAAUCAUUUCGACGCCUGAUGUGAGGAGGUGUCAGCUAACCGCUAACGACAGGUUCAUCCUCCUGGCCUGUGACGGUUUGUUCAAGGUGUUUUCAGCUGAUGAAGCCGUGAAGUUUGUCCUCAAAAUCCUCCAGGAGGCGAGCGUGGAGCAGAGGGCAGAUCUGACGGAGGAGGAGCUUCGUUUUGAAGCUGCAUGUCAGCAGUUGGCCAGCGAGGCGGUGAGACGAGGCUGUGCCGACAACGUCACCGUCAUCCUGGUCUCUAUCUGCCACUGAGCCCUCAGAAGCUUCCUCCUUAUCCCUGGUCUCACAUCUGCACGUCUCGUUGUUUUCAAUAAACCUUUUUCUUU